This is a messenger RNA of Fusarium coffeatum, 792 nucleotides long. RefSeq lists its product as uncharacterized. The record is from RefSeq and is a predicted model, not a curated record. Lineage: Eukaryota; Fungi; Ascomycota; Sordariomycetes; Hypocreales; Nectriaceae. Bases 1 to 792 code for a protein of 263 amino acids. The transcript has 2 exons.
AUGAGUGAGACUAAGAAGCCGUGGGUUGAUGGCCCCUUUGCCCUCAUCAGCGCCUCCAAGUCUGGAGACUCGCCAGAAAAACCAGCUGAAGGAGCCAGGAAAUGCGCAGCUGAAAUGACUGUCGUACACAACCUUCUUCUUCGAGGCAUCAACGCAAUUUAUGUUCAAGCCGUCAAUGUCGCUGAACGAGGGACUGCGAAAGAUAAAUCAGACUUUGCCAAUUUUGCAUGGUCUUGGAGUCAAGAAGUGCUGGAACAUCAUGAUAUUGAAGAAAGUCGGAUAUUUCCAGAGAUCAACGAACUUGCUGGAGUUCCAGGCCUCAUGGACGCCAACAUCGAAGAACACCAUCUCUUCCACACCGGCCUCGAUAAGUUCAGAGAAUACGUGGACAAACUUCGCAAAGAAGACGAGGAACUGGACGGGGAGAAACUCAAGGGUAUCAUCGACUCGUUCAUGCCCGUCCUGCGAACACACCUGGAGAAUGAAAUAGACACCCUAGUCGGCCUAGAAAAGUAUGCCGAUAAAUGCGACUGGGGAGCGUGGUUCCAAAAGGUGGCACAAGACCUCGGCGCUCAGGGCAUGAAGAGCGCAUCACACCGCAACGAGAUCCUACCGCUCGCUAUGAUUCUUCACGAUAAGACGUUCGAGGGCGGGAUCUGGGGUGACUUCCCACCGUUGCCAUGGCUCGCUAUGGUGGCUAUCCGGUGGCUGUUUGUGAGGACGCAUCAGGAUUGGUGGAGGUUUGCGGGAUGCGAUAGUACGAGUAUGCCUCAGGAGUUGCCAUUCGCUUAG